Molecule: messenger RNA, 354 nt
Organism: Candidozyma haemuli
Lineage: Eukaryota; Fungi; Ascomycota; Pichiomycetes; Serinales; Metschnikowiaceae
Gene: COX19
Product: Cox19p
Exons: 2
Coding region: 1-354 (117 amino acids)
Biological process (GO): mitochondrial respiratory chain complex IV assembly
Cellular component (GO): mitochondrial intermembrane space
Source: RefSeq, a predicted model, not a curated record
AUGGCUUCCGGUGCACCAGGUGGAAACUUCAGAAGUUGGACUCCAACGCCGCCCGAAAGAGGCGCUUUCCCUUUGGACCAUUAUGGUGAUUGUAAGAACCAGAUGAUGGAAUAUCUUAAAUGUAUGAAGUUUACCGAGAACAGAAACGCUCCAAACUGCAGAAUCCUUGCUAAGAACUACCUUCAAUGCCGUAUGGAUAACCAGCUCAUGGAGAAGUCCGAUUGGGAUACUCUUGGGUUGGUAAACCUUCCAGGCGAAACUCCAAAGGAGAGUUCAGCCAAUGACAUCAAGGAACCUAUAAAGACGGCAGAUGAUCCGCCCCAGAAACUGCCUGAAAGCAGCUCAUCUCUGUAA